Molecule: messenger RNA, 1985 nt
Organism: Nerophis ophidion (straightnose pipefish)
Lineage: Eukaryota; Metazoa; Chordata; Actinopteri; Syngnathiformes; Syngnathidae
Gene: slc2a15a
Product: solute carrier family 2 member 15a
Exons: 12
Coding region: 175-1731 (518 amino acids)
Biological process (GO): monosaccharide transmembrane transport
Cellular component (GO): membrane
Molecular function (GO): hexose transmembrane transporter activity
Source: RefSeq, a predicted model, not a curated record
GUGAUUACAAACUUGUAAAUGGGACGCUGUGCUUUGGCCGAGUGCAGGGUUGCCUGCAUGGACACAAUCUUUGCACUUGUAGUCCAGUGUGACUUGUUGAGCCAUGCCAUCUUGAAAUUCAGACCGAAACAACUCUGCUCUUCAGCGUUUUGGACUUCAUGACACAUUUCUUAAAUGGCAGAGGAGGUUUUGAUUCCACCGGCUGGGAAAAUAACAGCGCAUCUGACUGGCUCGCUGCUGGCCGUGGCAUUUCUAACUUCCUUUGGGAGUUCCAUGCUUUAUGGAUACAAUCUGGCCGUGGUCAACUCUCCAGCUAUGUACAUCAAGAGCUUCUACAACAAGACCGCCUUGAGCCGCAAUGGAAAAGGACUCAGUGGGGAGACGCUGACACUCAUGUAUUCACUCACAGUGUCCAUUUUCGCCAUCGGUGGUCUUCUUGGUUCCCUCAUUGUGGGUGUGCUGGUCACUCGCUUUGGCAGGAAAGGCACGGUGGUUAACACUACAGUGUUAGUUUUUAUUGCUAGUUCACUCAUGGGCUUUAGCAGAAGUUGUGGUUCACCUGAGAUGGUCAUACUGGGUCGUUUCAUCACAGGGAUUCAUUCAGGUAUCUCUUUAAGUGUAGUUCCCAUGUACCUGGGCGAGAUUGCACCCAAGAACCUGCGGGGCUUUUUGGGGUUGGUGCCAAGCAUCUUCAUCGGAAUUGGUGUCUUCACUGCCCAAAUCCUUGGAUUACAUGAACUUUUAGGAAAGGAAGAACACUGGCCUUUGUUCCUAUCUGUGCUAGUGGUACCCACAAUUAUCCAGUUGAUGCUGUUGCCAUGGUUCCCAGAGAGCCCCAGAUACCUGCUGAUUGAGAAGCACAAUGUCCACGCUACCAUCACAGCUCUCAAGUGGUACAGGGCCAAAUGUAACAUCCAGGCAGAGAUUGAGGAGAUGCAAGAAGAGCAGCGUUCCUUGUCAUCCACCAAAACGCUGUCAGUGUGGAAUCUGCUUCAUGACCAUACCGUUCGAUGGCAGGUCCUCACUGUGAUGGUCAUCAACAUUGGGAUGCAGCUGUCUGGCAUUGAUGCUAUCUGGUUCUACACCAAUGACAUAUUUGAGAACGCAGGAAUCCCUGUGCUGGAAAUACCGUAUACGACAGCAGGAACUGGAGUAAUAGAGAUCAUUGCUGGACUCAUUGGGUGUUUCACCAUAGAGAAGCUGGGGAGGAAGCCUCUUAUGAUUGGCGGUUUUACCAUGAUGGGUGUCUGCAGUGCUGGGAUCACCUUUUCCUUAAUUUUACAAAUUAAUUUACCUUUCAUGCGCUAUAUCAGCGUUGGCUGUGUGGUUGGUAUCAUCGCCGGCUUCUGUAUCGGCCCAGCUGGAGUUCCCUUCCUGGUCACAGCAGAACUCUUUAAACAAUCCCACCGUCCAGCAGCCUACAUUGUUGGAGGAUCCCUCAACUGGCUGUCCAACUUCACUGUGGGAUUUGUUUUCCCCUUCUUACAGAUGUCAGCGGGGUCCUACUGCUACUUGGUGUUUGCCAGCAUUUGUCUAUCUGUGGCCGUCUACGUCUACGCUGUCAUACCUGAAACCAAAAACAAGACUUUCAUGGAGAUCAGCCAAUUGUUCGCCAAGAAAGAACCCGUUCUGGAGACGGAGUGCCUUCUCCUUGUGGACCAGAUGAAACUGAAUAAGAUGAACGGCUACGGAGUGCUAAAACCGGCAUCAUUGACGUUUGACAGCUCCUAAUCAGUACCGUAACAAAGCUACCAAACUACUAUAUCUGCAUACUGUAUUUGUGUCAAGCUGGAGGGUUCAUUUGUAUCCACUCAGGUUCAAAACACUGCUCACAAUACUCUGUGAUAUGUAGUUCUGCUAUAUAAAUGUGCGACCUUUUCAUCCAAUUUAGGAUAAUACAUGAGUUUUUUUGAAACCACUUUUUAAUGUUUUUCAGAAUACUGCACUCUUGUAUUGUAUGGCUGCCAAUACAGAUACAAAUGUGA